AUGUACGACUAUCUACCAAAGAAGUGGUGUUGUGAACAGUCAGAUAUGUGCGAAUUGUAUUAUGCUGUUGAUCCACAACCUAAAUGCUCGUCUGUUUAUCCUACAAGAGGCUAUCUAUUUGGAGAUCCACACAUAAUAACGUUUGAUCAGUUAACAUACACGUUUAAUGGUCUGGGAGAGUUUAAGAUACUAGAGCUUGAUUGGUCAAUAAACGUCUACUCAAUACAGUUUAAACUACAGGGUCGUACAUGUCGUGCAGUUAGCAGUGAUGGAAUCUCCACAAAUGCUACAGUCUGGUGCGGUUUUGUGCUAGCAUCUUGGUCUAAUACUCUUAGAGUUGAAAUUAGCAAGACAAACGAUCUCGUUAUAUAUGCGAAUGGGCAAGACUAUUCCCUGAGAUUUAGAGACAAUGCCAAUUUCAACGCUUUUGACAGUGGAUUUUAUCUUAGCAAAUUGCAGGAUUCUCUAAAAAUCAUCACGCCUGAGGGUAUAGCUUUAACCAUUUCAACGACUGACAACAUGUUGGAAUUGUCCAUUGCGUUGGAUAACAUGUAUCGAGGAAUCCCUAGAGGACUUUUGGGGAAUUUUAAUGGUGACAAGUCUGAUGACUUUAUUUGGUCUAACGGGAUAAUGUCUUCUACCACAUCUUCAGGGAGGGAAAUUUAUGAGUUUGGACAGUCAUGGGCGAUAACAUCAGACGUAGAAAGCUUGUUUGUAUAUGAAUAUGGAAAGAGUAGAUCAUCUUAUCAGGACCCCAGCUACACGCCUCUAUUUUUGGACGAGGUGGAUCCCAUUUUGAGGCAGGAAGCUGAAGCAGUUUGUGGAAGCAAUGAUAGUGUCCCUUGUAUCUUUGAUUACGUCGCAACAAACAGUACAUUGAUAGCGUCUAACACAUUGGCUGCCGCGUCUUUAUUUGAACAGCAAACGCAGUCUAUUUCAAACCUAGCUCCAGUUAUCCAUGGCAACACCCAGUUUCAAGUGACCGUAAACCAAACUACCUUAAUUGAGUUUUUCGGAGAAGAUCCUGAUAAUGACAGAGAUCAUUGUGAACUGGAUAAAGAUGGUUGUGCCAGCAACCCAUGCCUACAAGAAUCAAGCUGCACAGACGUUGAAGCAUCUGUUGAGGAGUUGAGUGGUCAGUCAUACAUUUGCAGCGUCUGUCCACCUGGAUUUCAUUUAGCGAUGAAUAAGCUGAAAUGUGAAGAUAUUGAUGAGUGUGCCCAGGUAUCAAACAAGUGUGAUAACAACGCCACCUAUAUUGAUGAAUGUGCUGAGAGGCUACACACUUGUGAACAAAUAUGCAUAAAUACAGCUCCAUUUUAUACUUGCGAGUGUGAACCUGGAUUUAAUAAAUCAGGACCACUAUCAAAUGUAUGCAAUAAACAGAAUGUUGAAGAUUUAUGUGCAAACACACAAAGUCAACCAUGUGUAUAUGGCUGCACAAAUUCAAGUGGGACGCCACAGUGUUUCUGUCAGUCUGGGAUGAAACUGGCAGAAAAUGGUUAUGCGUGUGAAGAUGAAAAUGAGAGUAAUUUAAGCCUCUGCUCCCAAGGAUGUUUAAACACAUUUGGAAGUUAUAGCUGCUAUUGUUUUAUGGGAUAUAGGAUAAGUGACCAGGACAAACACAGAUGUGAAACUUGUUUGGGGAACAAAUAUGGAGAAAACUGCACAUCCACUUGUGAAUGUAGAGGACGAGCUACAAGGUGCGACAAUGUCAAUGGUUGUGUUUGCCAAGACAACUGGACAGGGACAUUUUGUGAUCAAGAUGUUGAUGAAUGUCUCAACUCAACCAGCUGUAGACAUGACCAAUUAUGUGUUAACACAGAAGGUUCUUUUAAAUGUAAAUGUCUUGAUGGUUACACAGAUAGCAAUGGAAUAUAUUGA
Physella acuta is the source of this 1884-nucleotide messenger RNA. RefSeq names its product mucin-like protein. The record is from RefSeq and is a predicted model, not a curated record. Lineage: Eukaryota; Metazoa; Mollusca; Gastropoda; Physidae. Gene Ontology annotation, molecular function: calcium ion binding.